AUGGCAGAUACUAAAGACACCAAACAAGAUUUCCGUCUCGCGGGUCUAGCAAACGAUGGCUGGUCGACUGAAGAUGAAGCAACAGCAACCUGUUUCUGCGGCGCCGUGCAACUCGCAUUCCCCACCAAAGCACCAGGUCUCGUAAACACAUUCGUCUGCAACUGCAACGACUGCCACAAAAUCACCGCCUCAAUGUACGCGUCCAACUUCACCAUCAGGGACACGCAUCUCCGCCACCUCCGCGGCCAGGAGAAUCUUAAGCAGUUCGGACAGGAGAAGACGAUUGGCAGCGGAAAGAAAAUGACAAAUUUCUUCUGCAACACGUGUGGGAGUUUGAUGUAUAGAGUUGGAGAGGCGUUUCCGGGAAUGAGUAUUUUGAGGAUUGGGACUGUGGAUGAUUUCAGACUGAUGGAGACGAAGUUGAAGCCGCAGGUUGUACAGUACGUGGAGCAGAGGACGAGUUGGGUGGAGGGGGUUGAGGGCGUGAGGGAGGUUGUGGGGAUUGCUAUUUAA
Molecule: messenger RNA, 513 nt
Organism: Glarea lozoyensis ATCC 20868
Lineage: Eukaryota; Fungi; Ascomycota; Leotiomycetes; Helotiales; Helotiaceae
Product: Mss4-like protein
Exons: 2
Coding region: 1-513 (170 amino acids)
Molecular function (GO): carbon-sulfur lyase activity
Source: RefSeq, a predicted model, not a curated record